Messenger RNA from Megachile rotundata (alfalfa leafcutting bee), 780 nucleotides. RefSeq lists its product as uncharacterized. The record is from RefSeq and is a predicted model, not a curated record. NCBI's taxonomy places the organism in Eukaryota, Metazoa, Arthropoda, Insecta, Hymenoptera, Megachilidae.
AUGGCGGACGACAUUAACAUGACAAUAUACAGGAAGAAGAUGAAGGUACACGUUUCCAAAACUUUGAGCAUAGUCAAGGGCUGGGAGUACCUUGGUACCAUCGCAGCGGAGAACAUCUGUGGUCCAGAGUAUUCGCACGUCCCUUAUCUCGUCGACACAUAUGCCUAUCAAUUCGGUUCCAUCUUUGUCCAGGAAACUUCCGACGUACAGUGUUUCUGUACUGCUCCGCAGCUGAAAAUCCUUGGUCCCAUUCAGGACUUUUUAAAUCCUGGGAAAACGGACCGCAGAUGGCUGGACAAAGAACUUCCAGCCAUUAAAACGACCGGCGAUCACGUGAACUAUAAAGUUGUUCUAGAAAACUCGAAACACAGUAUGAGGUUCAGAGCCUACGACGCCUUCUUCUUGGAGAAGCCACCAGAUAUGUCGGUCGAGGGAGACGUGACCAUAGAUCGGUCGAUCCACGAUGAGUUGUCUCAUACUGACUGGUUCGGUCUGAUCACCGGAGUAUUCAUGGCGGAUACCACGGAUAUUUACUUGGUCCGGCAUCAUCGGGAGAGGACGUUCUUCAUCGGCGACAAACAGCACACCGCCUUCUUUAAAUACAUCAUCUGCAAAAUGGACCACAAAGGAACCGUCCUGGAAACCGCGAGCGCGAAGAUCGAGUGUAAAUGGCUACCGAUCGAGGACAGAGACUUGAACUCGUUACCCAUUACCAAAUUCGUCAGCCAGGCCUCCAAAGUCAAGCCUGCUUCGCGUAGCUUUAAAAAGUGUAGUCUAUGA